AUUUAUUAUUCAGUGGACAAGAUGAGAAGAGACGGUGUUUUUCGUAAAUAAUUUAUUGUAAACAUGGCAAAUACAGGCCUAUUACCUUUUGUUCGAGGCGUAGAUUUUACGUGCAAUGACUUUAGCAAUGAUAAAUUUCCUGACGCUAUACGGUAUAUGACCGGCCUUCAGUGGCUUAGAUUGGAUAAAACAAAUUUGGACGAUAUUCCUGAGGAAUUGGGAAAGCUUAUGAAAUUGGAAAAUUUGUCAAUUAAAAAGAACAGCCUAGAAAAAUUGUUUGGUGAACUAACAGAAUUAAAAUGUCUCCGUUCCUUGAAUGUGAGACACAACAAGGUGAAGAGCUCCGGGAUCCCUCCAGAAUUGUUCAGGUUGGAGGAGCUCACAACCCUGGACCUGUCGCACAACCGGCUGAAGGAGGUGCCUGAUGGACUGGAUAAAGCCAAAUCAUUACUGGUGUUGAAUCUUAGCCAUAACAAGAUCGAAGCUAUACCGCCGACAUUAUUUGUUCAGUUGACAGAUCUACUAUUUCUAGAUUUGUCCAACAAUUUGUUGGAAACACUGCCUCCUCAGACCAGGAGGCUGGCGAACCUCCAGACUCUCAUACUUAAUGACAACCCACUAGGACUCUUUCAGUUGAGGCAGCUGCCCUCCCUCCAAAGCCUUGAGACUCUUCACAUGCGCAACACGCAGCGCACCGUCGCCAACCUGCCGACUUCCCUGGACACCCUCUCCAACUUGGCCGAUGUGGACCUCUCUAAGAAUGCACUGACCAAAGUGCCAGACGCUCUGUACUCUCUACAGAACUUGAAGAGGCUGAAUCUCAGCGACAAUGAGAUUGCAGAGAUAUCCUCAGCAAUGGACAUGUGGCAGAAGCUGGAAAGCUUAAACUUAUCCCGGAACAAGCUGGCCGCGUUGCCGGCGUCCCUGUGCAAGCUGCAGAACCUGAGGAGACUGCAUGUUGAUGAUAACAAGCUGGACUUCGAAGGAAUUCCCUCGGGUAUCGGCAAGCUGGGCAACUUGGAGGUGUUCUCAGCGGCUAACAACCUGCUGGAGAUGAUUCCUGAGGGACUGUGCAGGUGUGGCUCACUCAAGAAGUUAAAUCUGAGUUGGAACAAGCUGAUCACGCUCCCGGACGCCAUCCACCUCCUGAGUGACCUAGAGAGUCUUCAGCUCCACGGGAACCCAGACCUGGUGAUGCCUCCGAAGCCAGUGGAGAGGGCCAAGGGCUCAGGCUUAGCAUACUACAAUAUUGACUUCUCGCUGCAAGCACAGUUGCAGCUAGCCGGCGCUGCCACUUCGGAGCCCACGACGCCAAGUAGUGUGAAAUCAGACCCGAUAGCUCGCAAGUUGCGCCUGCGCCGUGGCCGACCGGAACCGGAACAGAAGGAUUCAGCACUCAUUCUGCGUGGCAUGCAGGAACAAGCUAACACCCAACACAACGAGCAAGUUGCUGAGCAACGGAACAGCGAGCUUAAGCCCAAACGUUGGGACGAGACGCUGGAGAAGCCCCCGCUGGACUAUUCGGAGUUCUUUGAUGAGGACACCGGACAAACUCCGGGGCUGCAAGUGUGGGAGAUUGAGAACUUCAUACCGGCACCAGUGGACGAGGUACAAUACGGGAAAUUCUUUGAAGGCGACUGCUAUAUAGUGUUGAAGACGUCUUUAGAAGAACAGGGCCAACUCAGUUGGGACAUACACUUCUGGAUCGGCUCAAAAGCCACGCUAGACAAAGGCGCAUGCGCGGCGAUGCACGCAGUCAACCUGCGCAACUUGCUCGGCGCGAAACGAACGCAGCGCCACGAGCAAGGCGACGAGACGCCGGAGUUCCUCGCGCUGUUCCCGGCGCCGCCGCUCUACAUCGCGGGCAGCCACACGCCGUCCGGCUUCUUCACCGUCGACGACCCCCAUUAUGUGACGAGGCUAUACAGAGUGCAUGCAGCAGGCAACAGCAUUCAUCUUGAACCAGUUGCGGUGCAGGCAGAGUCACUCGAUCCUCGCUUUGUGUUCCUACUGGACGAGGGGCUCACUAUCUACUUGUGGAACGGGAAAAAGGCGAAGAACACGUUGAAAUCAAAAGCCCGACUGUUCGCCGAGAAGAUAAACAAGGAGGAGAGGAAGAACAAGGCCGAGUUGAUAGCAGAACCGCCCGGGAAGGAACCCGCCAGUUUCUGGAAGGCGUUGGGGUACGACGGGGAACUACCAUUUGUGCCACAGGAAACGGUGUCAGACGACUUUACCUGGCUGCCGGCCCGGCUGUACCGCGUGGAGCUGGGCAUGGGCUACCUGGAGCUGCCGCAGCCGGAGCCCGCGCCGCUGGCCCGCAGCGCGCUCGCCACGCGCAACGUUUACAUACUGGACGCGCACACCGACGUGUUCGUUUGGUUCGGCAAGAAAUCAUCUCGCCUGGUGCGGGCGGCGGCCGUGAAGCUGGCGCAGGAGUUGUUCAGCAUGCUGCAGCGGCCGCCGCACGCGCUGGUCACCAGGCUGCAGGAGGCCACCGAGACACAGGUGUUCAAGACGUACUUCCUAGGCUGGGAAGAAGUGAUAGCGGUGGACUUCACCAGGACUGCUGAAUCCGUAGCCAGGACCGGCGCCGAUCUGGCCAGCUGGGCUAAACAGCAGGAGACUAAAGCGGACCUCUCAGCUCUAUUCACCCCAAGACAGCCGCCCAUGCAACCUUCCGAAGCCAAGACCCUCGCCGAGGAGUGGAACGAGGACCUGGAAGCCAUGGAGGCCUUCGUGCUGGAGGGCAGGCAUUUCGUGAAACUGCCGGACAACGAGCUGGGAAUCUUCCACAGUCACGACUGUUACGUGUUCCUGUGUCGAUACAUCAUGCCGGCAGAGCCUGAAGAAGAAAGCGAAGGCUCAAACGAGGCUGACGAGGAUGCGGAGUCCGCAUCGUGGGUGGUGUACUUCUGGCAAGGCCGCUGGGCCAGCAACAUGGGCUGGCUGACGUUCACGUUCGGGCUGGAGAGGAAGUUCAAGCAGCUGUGCAAGCGGCUCGACGUGGUGCGCACCCAUCAGCAGCAGGAGAGCCUCAAGUUCAUGGCGCACUUCCACAGGAGGUUCGUCAUCAGGGACGGCAAGAGGAACAAGUUGCCGGAGGGCGGCAAGCAGCCGGUGGAGCUGUUUGAGCUACGCAGCAACGGCUCCGCUUUGUGUACGCGGCUUAUACAAGUGAAGGCGGACGCUACGCAGCUCAACAGUGCUUUCUGUUACAUCCUGAACGUGCCGCUAGAGGGCGCCAACGAGGCGUCGUCCGCGAUCGUGUACGUGUGGAUCGGCAGCAAGAGCGCGCCCGACUGCGCGCGGCUCGUCGAGCAGAUCGCCGAGGACAAGUUCAACAACCCCUGGCUCAGUCUGCAGGUACUGACGGAAGGCAGCGAGCCGGACAACUUCUUCUGGGUGGCGCUGGGCGGGCGCAAGCCUUACGACUCGGACGCGGACUUCCUCAACUAUACGCGGCUGUUCCGUUGCUCCAACGAGAAAGGAUACUUCACUGUUUCAGAGAAGUGUACCGACUUCUGCCAGGAUGACCUGGCGGACGACGACAUAAUGAUUCUGGACAACGGCGAGCAGGUGUUCCUGUGGCUCGGCGCCAAGUGCUCCGAGGUGGAGAUCAAACUCGCGUACAAAUCCGCACAGGUAUACAUCCAGCACAUGAAGUCGGUGCAGCCGAACAGGCCGCGCAAGUUGUUCCUGACGCUCAAGAACAAGGAAUCUCGCAGGUUCACCAAGUGCUUCCACGGCUGGGGCGAGCACAAGCGACCCCCGGAGUAGAUCUGCGACUGAACUGUCAUACUUUAUACGCGGUGUCUUAAGCUGCGUACACAACGGGCCGACAGAAAGUACAAUGCUCAUUGGCUCUUGAAUGUAAGCAGUGAUGUUGGUCAAACCAACAAUGCGAAGCCAAUUCGUUAGCGUUUGUUCGUCCUAUGUGUACUCAGCUUUAUGUAGACGAAGAUAACUGGUAUGUUUUGUAAGCAGAGUGCAAUUUACCAAUUGAUGUGAUUGGCUGAUGUCGCUCUGUUUAUGUUGCGUACAUCAUCAUACACACACAAAUCAUUUAAGUCAAUGGUAUUUUCGCACCUUACACAAGUUGAGUAAGUAAAAAACAUUUAAAUUUUUUGUUUCCCCUAAAUAUUUUUGAAUGCUUGCAUCUGGAUCCUAGAAGUAUAACUGACUAAUGCAAAAUAUUAAAUCUUAUGAUGUAUCAUGAAUAAACAUUGUGUAUUAUAGUUGUAAAUUUUGUAUUAAACUUUAAUUAGUGAUACAUUUUUCAGUUGCAUAUGGAAAUUCAGAGCACAAACAAUUUAAUUCUACUUUUAACGGACAAGCACAAUGUAUAAUUACAGAAAAUUAUUUGUAUAUUGAAUAACAAAAUACUAAAACAGAUUAAAAUAUUUAAAAGACAUUUUGAUAAUCAUUUCUACAUUGCACCUUUGAAAAUAACAUAGAAUAUGCAAACUCGUCCAAUAGGGCAUAAAACAUUGGUGUAUUAAUUUUUGUAGCAUGGACCUUAUGCACAUGAGGUUUACAAUCACAAUUCAUUAUUUCAAACUACAAUUAUACAACAACAAACAAAUGUUUCAAUCAGUUAAUUCAUAGAAAUAGUAUGUGCAAUAUGUAAACUUUUUAUUUAUUAAAAUACAAUUUAUUCUUAUUAUAUGAUCAUAAUUUAAUCAAAUAAAAAUAUAGUUUAGUAUAAGGACAUUAAAAAUUAAAGACUGAAAUUAUGCCAUUUUUUCAAGUCAUUUAUUUAAAACUUUCACUACAAGCCGUUUUUCAAUUUUCAUGCAAAGGAGAACAUUUUAACUAGAUCUUAUUAGAUUUAACACUUAUAUUUAUUGCUUCUUGUCCCACUUAAAGGCCCCAUAUUUUCAGCUAACAAUGGUAUAGAACAGAUUCAUGGGUCAAUGAUAGGCCAGCACACGCAGCAUGGCAGCCACGAAAAUGCUAGAUACACUAGUGUUUAAACACUAGUGCUGUCCCAUUUCAGGUCAUAACAAGAAGUGAAACAGCUAUAGUUUUUUGUGCGAUAAAAACGGCUACGCGCGUGCCUUGCUAUAAGGGCUAAACAUGUAUUUUUUUCAAUGCAUUUACCUACCAGUUUGUAUGCUGUUUAUAUAAAGCAAUUGCAUUUUUUUGUUUUACAACUGUGUAAAUAUUGAAAUAGAAAUUUAUAUGGCCGUAAUAUAUUAAUAAUAAUAAAGAAUAAAUUGAUUUGAUAGCCAUUGAGCUCAAAAUAAGUUUAAAUGUUUUAUAAA
Molecule: messenger RNA, 5267 nt
Organism: Amyelois transitella
Lineage: Eukaryota; Metazoa; Arthropoda; Insecta; Lepidoptera; Pyralidae
Gene: fliI
Product: protein flightless-1
Exons: 23
Coding region: 64-3780 (1238 amino acids)
Biological process (GO): actin filament severing; myofibril assembly; barbed-end actin filament capping
Cellular component (GO): nucleus; cytoplasm; actin cytoskeleton
Molecular function (GO): actin filament binding; phosphatidylinositol-4,5-bisphosphate binding
Source: RefSeq, a predicted model, not a curated record